AUGCUCCAGCGACGUGCACACCACGCCGGGCACUCGCUCUCGCAGCCUCUCUCUCCAACGCCCCGACCCGCCCGCUCUCCCCAGCAGCAGGGCUCUCGCACGCCCUCGCCCUCGCCCUCGCCCAGCGCGACAUUGCGCCCGCACCCUGCCCCGCCCUCGUCCGCGGCGUGUCCUGGCCAGCGCCUCGCUGCUGCGAGUCCACCGCACCCGACCGCGGCCGUGGCCCACGACACAGCGCCCACGGGCUCCCUGCGCGAGCUGCGAGCCCACGCACCACGCCUCCUCGCCGCCCGCCCGCUCUACCACGACGGUCCGCGCUCUCCUCGCGACAGGCUUGACGCCUUGCUGGCCGACGAGGACCUUCGCACUCCACCACCGCCCUCCACCCCGCGAACAUCCCCCCGGGGCGGCACCCAGCCCGCCAGACCCUCCGCGUAUGCCCAGCUACGAAGCGCCUCGUCCCCCGUCCCGUCCUCGGCUGGCACCUCGCCCCCAGCAUCGCCCGUCGCCAUGCCUCCUGCGUCGCGAUCAACCAGACCAGAACAACGCCCAGCACCCCCACGCAACCCCUCGAUAGACUCGGCCACAUCGUCCAUGUCGAGCGCCUCACACUCGCUCAGAGGCGCCGCAAACCAUGGGCCGAAACCGUCGCAGGACGCAAGCACUGCGAAUCCGCCCGACAUGGCCGCGCUCAUCGCCGCGGCUGGGUCUCCCGAGGCUGCGCUGCUGUCUUUGUGGAAGGAAAAGCAGAGUGCGUCCAGCCACAGCACCCAGCUCUGGCGGUUGGUCGAGAAACAGCGCGCCAUGAUCAUCGGUCUGCAGAAGGACUUGGAGCGCGCUUUGAAGGACAAGGACCGUUACCGGAAGAAGCUCAAAGACUACACUAACCAGGUGCCACCGAUUCCCGGCGCGCCGCAAAGGUCCGACACGUUCGACUCGGUCGUGGAACGUGACGAAAGCCAGUCGCCGGCCCCCAGCGAGACACCGGACGACUUUGCCAAGCCAAACGCCGCAGCAAAGCCUGCCGAACACAAAGCAUCGCCGCUUACACAAGAAACCUCUGCCGCUCAGCUGCUCCACGACUCGCAGCUAGCACAAUCCCCAAGCCAUUCGUCCGACGCCCACACAGCGUCCAGUCCUCCCUCGGCAGUGAACUCCCCAACCGACUUUUCGGUAAAGCCACUUACCAUUGCUAACAAGGGCCUUGGUCUAGGCACUGUCGUCGUCGAGAGCGACCCUAUCGUGGAGUCGCCCCUUCAAUCUCCCCGAGCCACGACACUUCUGAGGGACGUCUCUGCCGCUGAAGGCGGUCUGCAGGCGCCCCAGUUGUCUCUCACUCAGGCAACGCCAGUGAUUGGAGGAGACGGAUUUGAAGCACCUGCAUCGAAACCUGCGCAAGCGUUGCGGAAGGCACCCCCGGCUCCGCUCAACUUGUCCAAGCCCGUGAAGACGAGCGCGCACUUGCUCCAGGCAGACCCCGGAGAGCACGAUGACUCCGAUUACGACGACGUUCUCGAGGUUGAUGAAAUCCCAAUUCUCGAGCGAGGCAGGCGCAAGACGCGUGAAGAAGACGACAGAAUGCGCGAAGCCAUAGCGCUUAAGGAGGAAGAAACCCGCAGCAAAUCGAAGAAGAAGAAGAGUGAGAGCAAAUCAACUGUCUCUUCUCCCGAAGCAACUGAGGACGCUGAGCAGCCGCCAACAGCCAGUCUGUCGCCCCGUCAGUUCAGCCCCGUUCAAACUGGUCUUCCCUUGUCGCCACGACAUCCGCCUGCCAACUCUCUCAAUGCUCUUCUGAGCCCGGCCAACUCGGACAGCUCCAUGGUAGCACAACGGAGCAUUGUUUCCUCGCCUCUCAUGAGUCCAGGCCUGCCGACAAGUCCUCGCCCUGGAGACAGACCGCUUGGAUCACCGUUGCCAAGGAAUCCGAAACUGGCCCCGGCUUCACCGCCCAUGUCCCCAAGGAGCGCACCUAACGGAAUGCCCCCGACGCGGGCGCCGCGGCAACCGGUUCCGCUGCCACCAAACACUCCUCAGUCGUACACUUCACCCCAGACAGCACGACCGGAAGCCCCUGCGCAAGCCAAACAGCAAACGCUGGGCUUAGAUCUUUUGAAGCCGUCUUCAGCUCAGCUAAGCCCCGACGUGGGCGAUCCGUCGAGCUCAGAACAUGUGUACCGCGGUCUGGUGUCUGAUCAAUAUCCUGAUCUCUUACUUCCCCCCAAUGCCCUCCCUUCCAUUGAAGUAAAGGUAUCAUCUUCCCGGCUUAGACCGUCUCGCAUGAGCUUCCUAGCCCCUAAACCUCAAGAAGAGGACCCGGUCUUCCACCUUGCAAUAUAUGCACGGUCAGAUGGAAAGCAGCUAUGGCGUAUGGAGAAAACCAUUGUUGCACUACCUGCUUUAGAUGCCCAAUUGAAGUCGCUGUGCGAUUUCACAGGGAAGCUUCCCGAUCGAGCCUUAUUCAGCGGCCAUGCCCCUGCAAGAGUUGAUGCAAGAAGGGUGGCUCUGAACCAGUAUUUUGAUACCAUUUUAGAGACCCCAAUGAAUGAGCAAGCUGCCCUUGUUGUUUGCGAUUUCUUCUCUACGGACGUCAUGGGCGCCCAAAACGGAGAUGCUCUAGCUCCCGAGCCAGCUGCUCCACAAGCUGCACCCGCACCAAAGGGCAGGCAGAUCAAGGAGGGGUAUCUUACGAAGCGUGGAAAGAAUUUUGGAGGUUGGAAAGCGCGCCACUUUGUACUCGAUGGUCCUGAGUUCAGGUACUACGAAAUGGCGGGUGGUGCACAUCUGGGCACCAUCAAACUACUGAACGCCCAGAUUGGAAAACAAUCGCAACAGCAAUCCAAUCAGUCUCCUCAACGACGUGACGAUUCGGAGGACAACCAGUAUCGACACGCGUUUCUCAUUCUAGAGCCAAAGCGGAAGGACUCCUCAAGCCUAGUACGACACGUUCUCUGUGCGGAAAGCGACGAGGAAAGAGACGCGUGGGUCGAAGCAUUACUACAACACGUUGACUGGCAAGAAGAGUCUUCCCCAGUGGAAGGGCAGGUGCCGGUGCCGGCUAAGCCAGCGGUGCUCACCAAGGCUCAAGGGAAAGAUGCAUCGCGGUCGAGAAGAAAGGAAAGCCCUGAUCAGGACAGGUCCACCAGAGUGCAAGCUCUGAGCUACGACGAUACAGUUGCCGCAGAGGCGCCGAUGCGUGGUCCCAGUCAUCGUGAAGCCAAAGAUGGCCACGGACAGUCCCCCAAAGCGGGAUCGUUUUCACAUGAAGCUCUUCGACAGUACCCGUCUAUAUCCGGUCCAACCAAUGGUGCACCGAUUCAAAACCUCGAAAACUGGGGCAACAAGCCAGUGGCCGUUCCAACAGCUAUCAAGGAUAAAAAGCGCAGCAUUUUUGGCUUCGGAUCCUCGAGACCUCGUGGUCCAGACCCCAUGCACGAACCCUCCCUUCAUCAACAGCGUGCGCCAGAUCGUGUCAUUCAACAGAACCGCAACGUAUUUGGAAUCCCGUUGGCGGAAGCUGUGGAGUACACUCAGCCUAUAGGACUCAACGAUCCUAUUCCGUCUGUCGUAUACCGUAGCCUGGAAUAUUUGAGAGCAAAAAACGCCAUUAACGAGGAAGGCAUAUUCCGACUCAGCGGUUCCAACAUAGUGAUUCGCGCGCUCCGAGAACGAUUCAACACCGAAGGGGACGUGAAGCUCCUUGAUGGCCAAUACUAUGACAUUCACGCCGUGGCGUCUCUUCUGAAGCUGUUUCUGCGCGAACUCCCUGCAUCCAUCUUGACCCGAGAAUUGCAUCUAGAUUUUCUCAAGGUCCUCGACUUGGAUGAGCGCUCAAAGAAGAUUCAGGCGUUCAACGUGCUUGUGCACAAGCUACCACGAGUGAAUUUUGAGCUCUUACGACACAUGUCAUCGUUCCUGAUCGAAAUUGUGGACAAUGCUGGUGUCAAUAAGAUGACUGUCCGAAAUGUUGGAAUUGUCUUUGCCCCAACACUGAACAUUCCAGCACCACUGAUUUCAUUUUUCCUGACGGACUACCAAGACAUUUUUGGUAUGGCUGUUGAUGACGCAAGCCUCCAGGACCAAGAAACCCGCAUUAAUGGUCAUCUUGAUGACGAAAAUCGGUCGCCUCGACAGCAAAAAUUCUCCGACGCUCCUACUCCCGCCUAUCAUGAUUCGUCCAUCCAACCACAGGUGGCUCUGAACCAACAACAAUGGAACGGACGGCCACCAUCUUCCUUCCCUAUGAGUAACGCUCCCACCUAUCCGCCACCUCAGCCGCCUCAGCAGCAUCAACAUUACGCCCAACAUGCCAGCUAUGACACUGGGUUUGUUCCAGGUCGUCCCAGUUAUGACUCGCCCAACUACGAACAGCAGUACCACGGUGCAGAGGGCUAUGGCAAUUUGACUAGUGCAAGGCAGUCUGGGGGCGUACGCGAGCAAAAGCAAAAGCGUCGUGAAAGUUCUAUGCUUUUGAUGAACGUGGGCAUGGGUCAACGGAAGGGCUCCAACGGCUCCAACCCACCUCGUCAUAAGGAAGAUUACCGCAGCAACCCUAUGUUGAUCCGUGAGGAGACCGCUUUUGAUUGAGGCAGCCUGAUAUCCUUACAACCCCCCCUCCCUUACGAAAGAGGAUUCAAUCCUCCAGGCUUACGAACCCUGUGCGGGUUAUUA
Molecule: messenger RNA, 4668 nt
Organism: Paraphaeosphaeria sporulosa
Lineage: Eukaryota; Fungi; Ascomycota; Dothideomycetes; Pleosporales; Didymosphaeriaceae
Exons: 2
Coding region: 1-4584 (1527 amino acids)
Biological process (GO): regulation of GTPase activity; signal transduction
Cellular component (GO): cytoplasm
Source: RefSeq, a predicted model, not a curated record